This is a messenger RNA of Capsicum annuum, 1218 nucleotides long. RefSeq names its product probable LRR receptor-like serine/threonine-protein kinase At3g47570. Gene Ontology annotation, molecular function: protein kinase activity; ATP binding. The record is from RefSeq and is a predicted model, not a curated record. Lineage: Eukaryota; Viridiplantae; Streptophyta; Magnoliopsida; Solanales; Solanaceae. Gene Ontology annotation, biological process: protein phosphorylation. The coding region runs from base 1 to 1218 and encodes 405 amino acids. The transcript has 3 exons.
AUGGGCAAUGAAGCAUUGUGUGAUUCUUCUAGAUAUAAUGUCCCGCCAUGCCUCACUUCAUCAAAGCAUAGAUCAAAUAGGAAAAAGUUGCUACUUUCAUUUCUUUUGUUGGGAAUCACAUUGUUAUUUGGUCCUGCCACCGUUGUGUUUGUAUGGAUAAGGUAUCGAAGAGGUAAUAGAGCCCCUCAACAAGAAGAUUCAUUUUCUUCCAUAACACGAGAAAGAAUUUCAUACUAUGAACUGCUCCAAGCAACUGAUGCGCUUAGCGAGAGUAAUCUGAUUGGUUCUGGAAGUUUUGGCUCUGUCUACAAAGGCAUUCUCAGAAGUGGAACUUCCAUUGCUGUUAAAGUGUUCAAUUGGCAACUGGAUGCAGCAUUCAGGAGUUUUUACACAGAAUGCGAUGUUUUGCGCUGCCUUCACCAUAGGAAUCUAGUAAAAGUCAUUACUAGUUGUUCCAACAUUGAUUUUAAGGCUUUAGUGCUUUACUACAUGCCUAAUGGGAGUCUUGAGAAGUAUUUGUAUUCACACAACCACUUCCUUGACAUCAAGCAGAGACUAAGCAUAAUGAUAGUUGUGGCAUGUGCUUUGGAAUAUCUUCACCAAGGGUGCGCAUUGCCAGUCAUUCACUGUGAUGUGACGCCUAGUAACAUCUUGCUGGAUGAGGAUAUGGUUGCCCACCUAAGCCACUUUGGCAUCUCAAAACUUCUUGGUGAACAUGAGAGUGAUUUAUACAUAAAAACCUUGGCAACACUGGGUUAUAUUGCGCCAGAGUAUGGGCAAGAUGGGUUAGUGUCUACUAAAUGUGAUGUCUAUAGUUAUGGGAUCAUGUUGCUGGAAACGUUUACCCAGAGAAAGCCUAAUGAUUUUGAGGGAGAUCUUAGCUUGAAGCAAUGGGUGAGUCAUUCAUUCCCAGAGGCAAUAAUGGACGUUCUAGAUGCCAACUUGAUAACACCAACGAAUAAUCGCUUACAGAAGGAGCUAGAUGUUGUGGCAUCCAUCAUGGAAGUGGCAUUAGAUUGUUGUGCUGAAUCUCCGGAAGGAAGGACAAACAUGACAGAUGUUGUUGGGAUGCUACAGAAGAUCAUGAUUCAACUUCUUACAUCGCAGCAGCUACCUGGAAACAUUGGCGUUUUAGGUGAUAAAAUUAUUGAACAGAGCGUUGGCAGAGGAAAACAGGUUGCUGAUCAUGUUGAGAAGGAGUCUGUUUUAGUAGUAUAG